This is a messenger RNA of Trichoderma atroviride IMI 206040, 387 nucleotides long. RefSeq lists its product as uncharacterized. The record is from RefSeq and is a predicted model, not a curated record. Lineage: Eukaryota; Fungi; Ascomycota; Sordariomycetes; Hypocreales; Hypocreaceae.
AUGUCAAGUUCCACAACUGAAAAGGAACGGCCCAACUCUGUGGAAGUCUUCGGUUCCAGCUCCGAGAAGGAAGCUGCCCCGCCAUCCCACCCUCCGCAUCGGCAAAGAAGAACAAGGCAGAAAACCGCCGUCUAUAGUAAGACAAGCAGCAAAGGCAGCACAAGCAACAGCUACCUCGCGCCGCUCGACCAGCUGCCCGUACCCGGCGCUGUAGGCGAGAUAGCAAACACAGUUGGAAAUGUUCCAAAUGGCGCGGUGGAUAGGCAACAGCCACCGGCGAAAGGAAAAAGCGAAGCAUUGAAGUUACGGCUGGAUUUGAACCUGGAGAUUGAGUUGGAGCUUAAGGCAAAGAUUCAUGGAAGUUUAGAACUAACACUGCUGAACUGA